This is a messenger RNA of Dothidotthia symphoricarpi CBS 119687, 498 nucleotides long. RefSeq lists its product as uncharacterized. Lineage: Eukaryota; Fungi; Ascomycota; Dothideomycetes; Pleosporales; Dothidotthiaceae. Bases 1 to 498 code for a protein of 165 amino acids. The transcript has 5 exons. The record is from RefSeq and is a predicted model, not a curated record.
AUGCAAGACGGUAACCGAACUGACAGCGUCGAUGUCUGGUUCCCAUGCUUCCGUCAUGACAAGAAACAAAAGGUCGAAUUAUCGUUCUGGCAUUAUAUCAUCGCUUCCCAGAUUAUCGAGAUCUCAACAUCUCGACUCUCGAGUCUCCACGCUUAUGCAGACACAGCACAUCACAACGCAAGGCAUCUACAGUCAGUCACAAAGUCGGUUGUCGGUUUCUUUAUGACUCCACAUCUCACCUUGUCCUCAUUAGGACCGCACCGAGACAACUACUGCCUCAACAACGCCAUAGUCUACCGUUUCACAAAUACGAGCUCGCCGCUUACGCUGGCGCAACAACGUGCCUCAGGACUAAACGAAGCCCUGUUCGGAAUGGAACUGACAGUGUGGACGUGUCGUGCUGAAACGGAGAGUGUAUCGAGGGUGCCUGGAGCUAAGUUAGCGACGGAGGUAGGUCUCCGCCCCGAGACACCGGGUCAGCACGCUAAGAGAGCGUAG